Octopus sinensis (East Asian common octopus) is the source of this 636-nucleotide messenger RNA. Its product is annotated as periostin-like. The coding region runs from base 1 to 636 and encodes 211 amino acids. The transcript is spliced from 5 exons. Lineage: Eukaryota; Metazoa; Mollusca; Cephalopoda; Octopoda; Octopodidae. The record is from RefSeq and is a predicted model, not a curated record.
AUGUCAACAUUGGCAGAUAAUUCAGACAAUCUAAGUGAGAUGUUUUUAACUAAAUUAUUGAUGUACUACAUGAAUGGUGCUGCACUGUUGGAGACUGAUAUUGUAGCGGACAAUGGAGUUUUACACGUGAUCGAUAAAAUAGUUGUUCCGGUUGGCAGUAAUAAGACUUUGGCGCAGUACCAUAAACAUCCCGAUCUAAACAGUUUAUCAUUUGAUUCCAUCAAUGAGGCAGCCACAGUUCUUCCCGACAUGAUUAACCAUAACAGUACCGAUGCGUACUUUACAGCCUUCUCGCCUAACGAUUCAUACCUUAAUUCGAUGCCAAACUUUGCGAAGAAUCUAUUAUACAGCAACAAAACCUUACUUCAAAACGUUUUCAGAGCUCACAUUAUAUUGGGGGACGUCUAUUUUUUGCCCACCUACGGAAAAAUGCAUUCUUUGUUACCCAUGGAGGGGAAGUUAAAAUUUACAAGAGCAGCAGAAAAGAUUUAUGUGUCGAAUAAUAAAGUAAGAGCGGAAAUCAUCCUGGCCAAUAUUCCAAUUGCUAAUGGGGUAAUACAUAUUAUUGACAAUCUGCUCUAUUAUACUUAUCAAAAUAUCAUGCAGAAAAUCCAGUCAAUGCCAGAAACGAGGUAG